AUGGGCUCCAUCAAAACCGACACACCGGCCAUGGCCACCAACCCCAAGUUCAUCUUCUUUACCGAUUUCGACGGCACAGUCACCCUGGGCGACUCCAAUGACUACAUGAUUGAUAAUCUCGGCUUCGGCAAGGCCAAGCGCGACGCCGACAACGGCAAGGUCUUGGUCGGCCGCGCCCAUUUCCGCGACGUCUUCUACGGCAUGCUCGACAGCGUCAAGACGCCCUUUGACGAAUGCCUGCGGCAGAUCCUCGCCAACGUCGAGCUCGACCCCAGCUUCAAGGAGUUCUACUACUGGGCGCAGGACAACAACGUUCCCAUUGUCAUCCUCAGCGGCGGCAUGGAGCCCGUCAUCCGCGCCCUGCUCGACAAAACGUUUGGCCCGGGCUGGAACUUGCAGAUUGUCAGCAACAACGUCGCGCCCGCCGCCGAGGGCCGCAGCAUCAACGAGGAGGGCGGCUGGAAGAUUGUCUUUCACGACGACAGCAUUCACGGCCACGACAAGUCCCUUGAGAUUCGCAAAUACUCGUCGCUGCCGUCGCGCCCCGUCAUGUUCUACGCCGGUGACGGCGUGUCCGACUUGUCGGCAGCAAAGGAAACGGAUCUUCUCUUCGCCAGAGAAGGCAGGGAUCUCGUCACUUGGUGCGAGAACGCCAAGACUCCGUUUGUUACCUUUCGCGACUGGACUAGCAUCAGCCAAACCGUCAAGGACAUUGCUUCCGGCACCAUCACCCUACAAGAAGCCGCGCGAGGACGCAUCUAA
This is a messenger RNA of Beauveria bassiana ARSEF 2860, 762 nucleotides long. RefSeq names its product 2,3-diketo-5-methylthio-1-phosphopentane phosphatase. The record is from RefSeq and is a predicted model, not a curated record. Lineage: Eukaryota; Fungi; Ascomycota; Sordariomycetes; Hypocreales; Cordycipitaceae. The transcript has 2 exons. Gene Ontology annotation, molecular function: phosphatase activity. Bases 1 to 762 code for a protein of 253 amino acids.